AUAUAAAAAGUAAAAAAAAUAAAAUUGACAAUGACACCUAAUAAAUUAAUUGACAUUUCGCGGGAAUGACAGCAAACAAUGUAUUUGCUAUCAAUAAUAAUAAAACCGCUCCAAUACUCCACCAAUAAAUAAUUUUCAAUUUAUACAAUAUGUAAGUGCAUAAUAUUGUAUAUUUUUCUGUUCUCCCACUCUAAUACUAAAUGCAUAGCACCUUUUAAUGGUUGGUCGAGAUUGUCCGAACUUUGCCGACGGUUUCUGGCGCCUGUCCCGAGUUCUUCGCAGGAGAAGUAUAUAAAACUUAAAUCCCUCUGCAAAAUGUUCAACAGUUACCAAAAACCUUGAAGAGUUGACACUGCAUAAAUCAGGUGUUCUAACUUGUUCAACGCCUUAACUAAUUGUUACGUUUUAUAAACAGUAUAUUCAACUAAUUCAUUAAAAUUUCUGCCUAAUUGCAGAACAGUAAUAAUUGUGUUAACCAAGUUUACCAGGAAGAUCAAAUUUUGAAAAAUAUUUUUUUAAAUGUCAAAACAGAAGCACAUGCGCGAUUACAAAACCAUCAUAAUAUUAUCGUUUGUCACUAGCUACUGUUAAGUUUUAUAGUCUAUAAUUGUAUUGAUACACUGUCAUACACAGUAGAAUCAUAAAUAUAUAGAUACAAGUGCUUAGUAUAAGUAAAUACAACGUACGUAGAAAGAGCAAAAGAAGAAAGACUUUCGGAAAUAAGACAAAGAUAGAUUUACAACGCACACUUGGUCGAACGUGGUAGAUCAUUCUUACUGUACUAACUGACCGGUAACCAAGCAAAACAGCAGUGCGGAUUUAUCAAUUUUAUGUACUUAAAUUUAAAAAGACAAUAUAAAUAAAUUACGUGUGAAAAAUAAUUUUUUUUACUUAAAAAAUAGUGUAUAUUUUUUUACCUAACAAUGGAAAAUAAUAAGAAAGUUUCCAAGAUGCAAAUAAUGCAGCCAUGGCCUUUGUGUCUGGUAUCAUCGAAAAAUGGGGGGAAAUCAGCGCAUACAAAAUACUAUCCGUGGGUUCCAUCCCUGGUACAAUCAUCGGAGUCAUCUAUGAACGAGGAUUGUUCGUCCAACACAACAUUAUUAACAAACGCAAGUCCCUUCAACAGCCAGCAGGCCCUUUUAACCCAGAAGAAAAAACCAUCUAUCACAAUAACAAAGAACAAGAAUUACGAUCUUGCACAAUCAGAAUCGCAUUAUUACACCAAAAACUUGAAGCGCGAAAGCGAGUUGCAGCAGAAAGUAUAUAAUCCUGAGAACAAGGACAUUAUUUUGGUAGACUACAAAUUUUUGGAGCCCUUAAUAAUGGAGAACAGCGUCGCAAUAGAAGAGCAAGAUGUUCUGAUGAGCAACCACAAAGAUGGAGAUGACAUUGGUCUUAAAAGAACGGAUUCAUUGUCCCACACUCCCAAAAAAAAAGGAUCUGAGGAUAUGUUCCGGUACAGCUCUCAGGUCUUUGCAGCAUUCGCGGUAUCAAUCGCUUCAUUGCUGAUCGGAUUUUCGAGUUCUUACACAUCGCCGGCAUUGCCGUCUAUGAAAGAACUGAAACCAUUCGAACUUGAUAGUAAUAUGGAAUCAUGGAUUGGUUCAAUAAUGCCUUUAAGUGCUUUAAUCGGUGGAAUAAUGGGUGGUCCAUUGAUUGAAUACAUCGGCAGAAGAAACACUAUUUUAUCGACAGCAAUCCCAUUUAUGGCAGCCUGGUUAUUCAUAGCAACAGCAACGAAUGUCUGGUUAGUGCUAGUGGGUCGUGCGUUGAGUGGUUUCAGCGUAGGCAUAAUAUCACUUGUUUUGCCGGUUUACCUUGGAGAAACCCUGCAGCCAGAAGUACGUGGUGUCUUGGGAUUACUGCCAACAGCAUGCGGUAAUAUCGGAAUAUUGAUCUGCUUCGCAACUGGAAUGUACUUAAAUUGGUCCAUGCUUGCAUUCUUCGGUGCCUGUAUACCAAUAAUAUACUUUUUGUUGGGAUUACUGAUCCCCGAGACACCAAGAUGGUACGUGUCGAAAGGUAAAACAAAGCGAGCACGCAAAGCCCUGGAAUGGUUGCGUGGAAAAUCAGUGGAUAUUACUGAAGAGUUGGCUUCCGUUGAAAAAACUCAUCUUGACAGUGAAAAAGAAUCUUCCACCAACUCGGUCGGUGAAUUGUUCAACCCAAACCACAUCAAGCCUCUCAUGAUUUCCAUUGGGCUCAUGUUUUUCCAACAAUUUUCUGGUAUCAACACCGUUAUAUUCUACAGUACCAAAAUAUUUGAAGAAUCUGGCAGCUCUAUUGACAAAAACAUCAGUUCAAUUAUCAUCGGCGUUGUUAACUUUGUUGCAACAUUUAUGGCAACUGCUGUUAUUGAUCGGUUGGGCAGAAAAAUUCUCCUUUACAUCAGUAGCGUUGUAAUGAUUAUAACAUUGAUGACGCUCGGUACUUUCUUGUACUUAAAAGACAGCGACUUUGAUGUUUCUAACUUUGGUUGGUUACCAUUAGCUUGUAUUGUUAUUUACAUUAUCGCAUUUUCAAUGGGUUUUGGACCAAUACCCUGGUUGAUGAUGGGUGAAAUAUUACCCGCUAAAAUCCGUGGUGGUGCUGCUAGUGUCACCACUGGUUUUAAUUGGUUCUGCGCGUUUCUGGUUACUAAAACUUUCCAGAAUAUAAUAGAAUUAAUGAAAAUAACCGGGGCCUUUUGGAUGUACGGUGGUAUUUGUGUACUCGGGUUAUUAUUUGUAAUAUUAUUUGUACCAGAAACAAGUGGGCGCUCGUUGGAAGAAAUCGAAAAGAAAUUAAGGGGGCCAGUUAGAAGAAUGAGCGCCGUUGCAAAUAUGAGGCCUAUGCCAACAGCGUGUUAGGAAUUUUAUAAAUUAUUUUAAUAUUUUCUUAAACUGAAUAAUUUUAAUAAUGCAUUUAUUUCAUUUUUUUUUUUAAUUAACAUCAAAAAAUAUAAACGAGAUGCAGGAUUAUUAAUUAUCAAAUUCGCUCUCUCGGUUAAAACUUAAUUUUCCAUCGUAAAUUAUCCUGCUGAGAUGACUUAUCAAUUGUAGCAGCAAUUCUAUAUAUUGACAGCAAAAACUAUUUUAUUGUAUUAAUAAUAAUGAUAAUAAUGAUUAUUAUUGUUAUUAAUAUUAUAGUAAUAGAAUAGGACGAAUGGCAGUAUUGGAACAAUGUUCCGUGUAAAUUUAUUCAAUCAAUGAGUUAAUAGCUUGCUCAAAUAGCAAUUAUAAAUAUUGUUAAGUGAGAUAGGACAGUAAAAGAAAUCACUUUUAAUUGUGAGAUAUAUUUUUUAUUACUAUUACAGUUACG
Molecule: messenger RNA, 3300 nt
Organism: Cotesia glomerata
Lineage: Eukaryota; Metazoa; Arthropoda; Insecta; Hymenoptera; Braconidae
Gene: Tret1-1
Product: facilitated trehalose transporter Tret1
Exons: 5
Coding region: 924-2849 (641 amino acids)
Biological process (GO): transmembrane transport; carbohydrate transport
Cellular component (GO): membrane
Molecular function (GO): sugar transmembrane transporter activity
Source: RefSeq, a predicted model, not a curated record